AUGGAUCUGUAUAGUGUACGAGGGGUCACCCACCGUAUCGACCAGGAGCUUUCUGCGGAAGAGCCACCAGGGGCCAAGUAUCAAACAGCGCGUUCCCUGCGUAUCCACCACAACAGCUACGCUUUGCACGUUCGGUUCGGGACCGAAGACAAGAUGGCGCCCCGACUCGAUUAUCAAAGGGGUAGCCACGAGGCACGAGCCGAACCUGUCCCUCUCCAGAUACGCGCCCUGUCAAUCGCAUCGAAGCCCCCUGGAUGGCGGCUCGCACGGGAAGCGCAUAGAGUCCACAUCACCGCCACGUGCAACGAUCGCCUCUCGCACACGGCCUCGCGUCUCUAUCCUUACAGGCGAGUCGCUCACCCUCCAUUCAACACCAUCGGAGCGGCUUGCUUCUGGAUCGAGAUUCCCCCUGGCAGUACGCCGCCUCAAACGGAACCCCUACCCGUCUUCCCCCCGCUUCCGCUUCCCUCGACGUGCAACACUCCUGCCCGUUUUCUGCUUGCCUCCCUCCCCAACAAUCCUAAUCCCCUCAACCAAAUCCUCGCAUCCGUAACCGGUGCCCGUUCCGUCCGUUGCCAAAAGGCGGCACGCUGGGUGCCCCUCGUCGGCUGGGUGGGUAUCAAGCUACCUAUCUCCGAUGAGUGA
This is a messenger RNA of Letharia lupina, 645 nucleotides long. RefSeq lists its product as uncharacterized. The record is from RefSeq and is a predicted model, not a curated record. The transcript has 3 exons. The coding region runs from base 1 to 645 and encodes 214 amino acids. NCBI's taxonomy places the organism in Eukaryota, Fungi, Ascomycota, Lecanoromycetes, Lecanorales, Parmeliaceae.